AUGUCGGACCAGCACCAGGGCUCCGCGCCCCCGGGAAACGACAACGCCAAUACCAAUACACCCUACCCUCCCUACCCCAACGUAGCGUCACCAUCUUCAACCUACAGCGGUACCGGUACAGACAACACACCGACAUCUGGUCAGCCACGCUCUAAUACUGCACCGUAUCCCUCAUACCCUUCAGCGGACAGUAGUCACAGUUCAGCUUACCCGUCCCAGCCCAAUGCCAAUGCACCAACUACGCCGUACCCUACCGGGGCAGGUGGGAGCCUGGCUGCGACAUACUCACAAUCAAGCACAGAGCAACACCAGCCAGCACAAGCAUUACCACAGACAUACUCAACUGUGUUUGGUGCGAGUAGUGUGGCGCCGUACCCAGGAGGUCCUACGUCGCAACAUAGACCCGAGGAGAUGCCUGCUUCUUAUUCAUUAGCACAGGGACUGUCCUCGGCACCGUAUCCUGGCAGUGGGGAUGAGUACAAGAGCCGUGACCUAGUAACGGGUAUGUUAGAGGAUAUCGCUUAUAUGAUGUUAUUACUGAGUUUAUUUGGAAACGACCAGUAUACACAGUCGCAAGGUGUUUCCGUCAGAAUUGAUGUUCUUUAA
Molecule: messenger RNA, 606 nt
Organism: Sphaeroforma arctica JP610
Lineage: Eukaryota; Ichthyosporea; Ichthyophonida
Exons: 2
Coding region: 1-606 (201 amino acids)
Source: RefSeq, a predicted model, not a curated record